Carassius gibelio (silver crucian carp) is the source of this 3047-nucleotide messenger RNA. RefSeq names its product peroxisomal biogenesis factor 2 (gene pex2). The coding region runs from base 116 to 1054 and encodes 312 amino acids. Gene Ontology annotation, molecular function: zinc ion binding. Lineage: Eukaryota; Metazoa; Chordata; Actinopteri; Cypriniformes; Cyprinidae. The record is from RefSeq and is a predicted model, not a curated record. The transcript is spliced from 2 exons. Gene Ontology annotation, cellular component: peroxisomal membrane. Gene Ontology annotation, biological process: protein import into peroxisome matrix.
UACAAUUUGCUAUUGGCUCAUCUGCUUAAAGGAGGGGUUAACAGAGAUAACCCGGAAAAAGGAAGAAAAGCGUGACAGUUUCGACCGAGUCCGAUCGUGGACUUUCAGUCUUAUCAUGGCUGGAGCUGGAGGUGACAAGCCUUUCGCCAAGGCCAGCCCAAGCCCAUUAUCUCGGGUUUUGAGAAUCAGUCAACUGGAUGCUUUUGAACUGGAUGGUGCACUGGAACAGCUUGUUUGGUCACAGUUCACCCAAUGUUUCCAGCAUUUCAAGCCUGGGCUCUUAACCCCUGUUGAACCAGAACUCAAGGCCCUUCUCCAGCUCCUUCUGUGGAGGUUCACCGUCUAUUCUAACAGUGCCACCGUGGGCCAAUCACUGCUCAAUAUCCGGUACAAGAACGCUCUUAUCCCGGGACAUAAGUACCUGCCCAUGAGCCGGCCACAGAAGUUCUGGUUCGCUCUGCUGACGGUCGGCGAAAAGUGGCUAAGAGAACGUUCCCAUAGCUUGUUCCUCAACCACCCUGUAGAAUCCAAUGCACGGAAGGCUCGCAAGAUACUUAGGAUCUUGACUGCCCUUACCAAAGUGGCCAGCCUGGUCAACUUCCUACUGUUCCUCCAAAGAGGAACCUAUCCAACAAUUACCGAAAGGUUGCUGGGUGUGCAGCCUGUCUUCAGGGGACCCCAGGGACCACGAGACAUCAACUUCCAAUUCUUGAACCGGGAGCUGUUGUGGCAUGGCUUUGCCGAGUUCCUCAUCUUCCUGAUGCCUCUCAUAAACAUGUGGAAGCUGAAGGCCAGUGUCACUGCUCUGUUCUCCCCUCUGAAGGACCUGAGAGGAACGGAAGGUUCGGAUGAGACCCACUUGACUGAGUGUGCCAUCUGCGAGGAGUGGCCCACAAUGCCCCAUUCAGCCGGCUGCAAACACGUGUUCUGCUACUACUGCCUCAAGAGCCACAUGAUCGCUGACAUCUGCUUUACCUGCCCCAAAUGUGGUAUCCAGACUGGAAUGAUAGAGCCAGUCAGGCUUCAUGUAGGAACAGAGUUGCAUCAGAGUUGAGACUUUGCCUCAAACAACCUUCUGAUUGACUUGGGGUACACAUACUCCAGGGGAACUUGAGACCAAGUUGAACAUUUCAGUCUUUCACAGAAAUUGGUUGAUGAAAGCAUGUGCCCCCUUCUGAAACGAGAGCAUUUGUUGCCAUGAAAUAUGCAGAAUUUUGUACAAAGAGACAAAGUUAAUGAUGUAAAAUUCUAAAACAACAUCAUUUGUGUCGCUAAUUUAUUCAGCCUCAUUAAAGUUUGAUAGAAACUGUGUAUCAGAGGUCCACUUUUCUGCAUUCUUGGAUUGAGCGCUGAGCAAAUGAAUAAACAUCAAAACAAGCCUUUGCUCAACUGCCUGCACGAUCCAAUUCCCCUCAUCCCCUAUGAAGGGCGAGAUUUGCACAAGAUCAAGGAGAGGCCAUGAUAGCACCAGGGGGUAGUUGGGUUGGAUGCAGAUUGACAGACAUCCCAUCAUAAUCUCCAUGGCCCUUCUUAAUACACCAGUAAACCGUAACAAACCAUAGCAGGACCGAUGCAAGUUUCGGGCAUAUUAUGCUCUAAGCCUAAUAAUGACUGCAAAGAUGGGUAUUUAUUCUGCUGUUAACUCUCUCCAGUGAGCCAUGCCUCAGGCCAAACACAUCCAAAUGGACUCAGACCUGCUGGAAACUCACACUUCAGUUUUUUUGUUCCCCUAGACCACAUUGCUUUAAUUGCCCAUUGUGAAGGCAAUCAGUCACUUCUCUGGGCACGAGGGGUCUUAGUGGUUUGCAAGAUUUUGUCAUUUUUUUGUAAUCGUUGCUCUCAAGUUCACCAUGACAAAGAACUGAAAAUUGGAAACAUGGCAUACCGGUCUGCACUGAUUAGGGUUCAUUGACGUUAUUAAGUGUAGCUCUCACUAUAUGCAGAACUAUCCAAGUUUACUUGUGUACCAGGUUAACAAUGUUCAAAAGAUACACUGAAAAAAAAUAGCUCGUUGGUCUAAAUUAAUAAAAUUAUGAUGCACAUUUCCAUGCAUUUAAACUGAUUUAUUUGAACUUUAAGUUAAAUAUACUGACAUUCAUUCAUAUUAAAAUUCAUGCUAAUUUUAUGAGAUCACACCAAUUUCAUUUGACAUAUUCUGUGAAUGUUCCCUGAACAUAAUUCACUCUUGUUGAUCCAACCAGUGUUGUUGCUGUUCAGACUGGUGCUUUUGUGCAGAGUUGCGUAUGUUUUCAGCAUUUUUAUGAAAAUGGAAAGACCUGUUAGAAUUUAAGUUUUUAAUGUUUAGUUAUUUUGAACAUUUAAAAGAGUUCAAACAACAUAAAAGGGUGUUUCUUGUUUGUUUGUGUUUUUGAUUACCAUUGUGGUGAAGAAUACAGCUUGUGCUUAGGUUGUAAAUAGCUGUUAUACCCGCAUGUUAAUGUUUUAUGAUCGUUUUAUUGUGAAGGGUAGAAAUUGAUAAUAUAGACUGUGUAAAUCACAUGCUGGCCCUCAAACUGAUUUCCUUUAUUUAUUUUUUUGUUUAAUUCUCAUAUUUAUACGGAGCCACGCACAUGACAAUGCAAGAAAAAAUAAAUAAAUUGUGAGCACGAUUUAGUAAUUCGUUCCCUCAAUGUACUAAAAUGUGCACACGAUUACUAUUGCAUUCUCAUGACAUUAGCACAUUAGCCUAUAGGCUAACCACAAAGUCUAUACUUCACCAUAAUGGUAACCCCAAAAAUCAACAUAAACUCUUUAAAAUGCCAAAAAUAACUAAACAACAAUUUGUAUUAUGUAUUUCCCUUUACCAAAAACACGUUAAACAGCACUUCAUUUCAACAUGUAUUCUCCUGGUCUAUCCCUAUGCAAAGCAUGCUGGGAACUAGAAAUCCACUGCCUAAUUUUCAGUUUUAAUGCAACAUAAAUGAUUCAUGUAGGCCCAACUUAACUUCAAUGGUUUAAGUUAACAUUUUACAAUUGUUAUCUCAUUUAAGAGGUUAAUAUAAUUAAAUUGAGUGCAAAUGACAACUGAAUAAAAACCUAAAGAUUUA